UUUUUUUUUUUUUUUUUAACUUUUACUAUGGUUAAUAGAGCAACGAUGUCAUGUUAUAAGCCGGAAGGCUGGAACGACGGUGCAGAUUACCUGUGUCCUGUUACAUAUUGCCCCCCAAACCCUUUGAAUCAACAACUUGGAAAUUUUUCUGCUGCGACUUGUGUGUAUGAUGAAUAUAUAUCAAGCAGUGGCCAAAAAGAAUAUCAUCUUGGGUGUGUCGUAAGAGAUUUUUGUAAUAUGAAAAUGGCCUGCUCUCAGUUAGUUUUGGAUAUGACUGAAAUGCCCCAGGCCUACAUUGGAAAUGCAUCUGAAUGGGGUACGAAGAGUUUAAGAGUUGUUGCUAAUGGGUGUGAAUCAGGAAAUUUUAUCGACAACGAUCUUGGAGAAUUCAAAUAUAGUGCAGUCAAUGCUAUUAAAUAUGCGAUCCCUUCUCCGACUUUUAGCAUGCCUACUUCUGCUGCCAAUGUUUUGAACACAUCCUCUUUAUUUGUAUAUAUGUUAAUAGCUUUACUUUUCAUGAAUCUUACCCGAAGGUUAAGUAACUAAAUAAAUCCAGAUGUUUUCUGUAAAUACCAGCCAACCCUUUUUUUAAAGAAAAUUAAUAGA
Mucor mucedo is the source of this 606-nucleotide messenger RNA. RefSeq lists its product as uncharacterized. The annotation marks the transcript as partial. The record is from RefSeq and is a predicted model, not a curated record. Lineage: Eukaryota; Fungi; Mucoromycota; Mucoromycetes; Mucorales; Mucoraceae. The transcript has a single exon.